Molecule: messenger RNA, 6859 nt
Organism: Dama dama (fallow deer)
Lineage: Eukaryota; Metazoa; Chordata; Mammalia; Artiodactyla; Cervidae
Gene: RNF168
Product: ring finger protein 168
Exons: 6
Coding region: 697-2415 (572 amino acids)
Biological process (GO): protein ubiquitination; double-strand break repair
Cellular component (GO): site of double-strand break; nucleus
Molecular function (GO): nucleosome binding; ubiquitin-protein transferase activity; metal ion binding
Source: RefSeq, a predicted model, not a curated record
GAAGUCCCAUCCCGCGGAAUGUUAGCUCUUUGUAUCCUUUGUCGGUUUUCUAUGGUGGGUGGGGCCGUUUUGGCGGGCAGUCGUGACGCCACUAGCCCUUGCGGGAUUCUAAGGCACCGCCGCUAAGAUUAGGCUUUCUGGCUGACUUUAGAGAGAGGAAGGGGUGGGCUCAGAAUCCGGGUAAGGCGCGAGCGCGGACCCACAGCAGCGGUGAAACGGAAGUCCCGCUCCAACGGAGCCCGUGUCCGGGGCGGGGGAGCUGCAGCCUUCUUCGAGCGAUGGCCCGAGGGCUGUGCGCCGCGGGGGCCUCCGGCUUGGCUGCCGGGAGCUAAGGGAGCGUCCUCACCUGGUAAGAGGAAGGAGGGGAACUUGGCGCAUGGCUCCGGCUGCGGCGGAGAACUGGAACCCACCUUCCGCCCUGCUGCAAUAGUUGUUAAUGCCUGGGAGCAGCGAAGAUUCAUUUGUUUUCUUUCCGGAUGUUCAUCUUAAGCAUGGAUAAUACACCGCCUUCCAGGGUCGUACUGUUUACCUGACCUUACUUCUAGACAUCUGAUGCUUUCAAUCUCUGAAUUCUGCCAGGCUGCUGGGCAUAAUAUUUAAAACGCGAAACUGUUACUUUGCUUUUUUCCUACUCGGACCGGAAACAAGAUUCUCUUUCAGGUGUUGAUGUUGAAUAUGCCUUAUUAGCAUAUUAAAAUGGCUGUACCCAAAGACGCCAUCCCUUCCUUGUUAGAAUGUCAGUGCCAGAUCUGUGUGGAAAUCCUCUUUGAGCCUGUGACUCUGCCUUGUAACCACACGCUCUGUAAACCAUGCUUCGAAUCGACUGUCGAAAAGGCAAAUUUGUGCUGUCCCUUCUGUCGCCGCCGUGUCUCUUCGUGGGCUCGGUACCGUACCCGAACAAAUUCUCUCGUUAAUAUGGAACUGUGGGAGAUAAUUCAAAAACACUAUCCAAAGGAAUGCAAGCUAAGAGCCGCUGGGCAAGAAUCAGAGGAAAUUGUUGAUGACUAUCAGCCAGUCCGCUUAUUAAGUAAACCUGGGGAAUUAAGGAGAGAAUAUGAAGAGGAGAUAAGCAAGGUAGAGGCAGAGCGGCGAGCCUGUGAGGAAGAAGAAAACAAAGCCAGUGAAGAAUACAUUCAGAGAUUACUGGCAGAGGAGGAAGCGGAAGAAAAGAGACAGGCAGAAAAAAGGCACAGAGAAAUGGAAGAACAACUGAAAAGUGAUGAAGAACUGGCAAGAAGACUAAGCCUUGAUAUUAACAAUUUCUGUGAGGGAAGUGUUUUGGCUUCGCCUUUGAAUUCCAGAAAAUCUGAUCCGGUCACAACCAAAUCACAAAAGAAAAGUAAGAACAAACAAACAAACACUGGAGAUAUUCAGAAGUAUUUGUCACCUAAAUCUCAACUUGGGUCAGCAUCACAGUCUGAAGUUGUGCAGGAAGACGGAAAAAACUCCAUGUCUAAGGAAACUGACGACAACAGUGAUGUGAAGAGCCCUACAUGGCAAGACACAGACAUUGAGGAAGAUAUGCCGACGCUUUCUCCUCAAAUACGCCUUCCUAUUCAGGAACAAGGUGCAGAAUCUUCAGUGGAGUCAUCUAUGCCUCAGUUAUGUACCAGUGGUGGAGAAUGGUGCCUUGAAGGAAAAGUUGAAACAGGACCAAGCAGUCGUGAAAAAGGGUUAUGUGUCAUAAAUCAUGAGGAACCUAAAGCCAGAUUUCCCUACUCUGGAGAUGCUGCCACUAAGCCUUAUGGUGAAACAGAAAGUGGGUGCACUGUAUCAGGUAUGACACAGUUCAUUAGAAACAACACGGUUGAGACAGAAAAUGAAGAGUCUCACCUACCGCUCAAUAAAGAUACCUCCAAAAGAAGAAACCUAGAACCUCUGUCUGAAGCAAUUAGAGAGCCAUGCUUUUCUGCAAAAAGAAGAAAAAUGUUCCCCAAAGCCUCCUCAGACCAAGAGGAAACAGAAAUCAGCUUUACCCAAAAACUGAUAGAUUUGGAACAUCUACUUUUUGAGAGACAUAUGCAAGAAAAGCAGGACAGGUUAUUAGCAUUACAGCUUCAGAAAGAGGUGGAUCAAGAGCAAAUGAGGCCAGACAGGCAAAAAGGAUCCCCAGAUGGGUAUCAGUUACGGACUGUGUCCUCACCUCCAGACAAAUUACUCAAUGGACAGAGAAAGAAUUCGAGAGACAGAAACUCCAAAAGACAAACCGAGCUAAAGCAGCCAAAACCUCGGACAGACUCAAUAAAUGAAAAUCAGCAACCUUCUUUUAAGAUCCAGUUGAAAUGUUCGGUUAAUGGAAGAAAGAUAGCAAAUUCUACUAGAGAGAAUUCUAAUGUACCUAAAACUGCUCAUUCCCUACAGCCUAGUAAGUCACAGAAAAGUAUUUUUCAGAUGUUUCAGAGAUUCACAAAGUAAUGCUUGAGUAAGAAGAGUAUUUUAUAAUCCAAUAAGGCUGGGUUGUGAAGCUUUCUAUCAUAGGUUCUUUAUAAAUUUUUCAUUAGCUCUGCUCUGUGGACACAGUCAUUGUCUCUAACUAAAGGACCAUGUGAUUACAAAGGAGGAAUAUACAAAUGUGUUUCUGCUGGACUCAAUUGUAAGCAAGAGUCCCACUCCUUUCCUUUUUUUUUCUUUUUUCCUUCCCUUUUUCAAUAACUGUGAUGUACUAAGUAUAGGCUGACAGUCUUUACAUAUAUAAAAUUGCAUUUGCCAACUCCCAGGAAAUCUUCAGUUCUGUGCAUUUCCCCAAAAUGCAUAUUUAUGGUCUUUGAGCUCCUUUUUGUCCUGACUAGUAAUCAAAGCAACAUUAGUACCAAGUAGCUGAGGGAUCCAGGCAGAGUUUAAAAGCUCUUUUCUUGCAGCUUUCCCAUAUAUUUGCAGAGCGCUUGACAUACGUCUUUCAUAACACUAAUUUCCAUCUCUGCUUUAAUUACUUUAAGUAUUACAAUAUUUUCUUUGACUUAAAAUGGGUUGGGGUCAGUGUGAAAUCAGAAAAAUCUGGGUUUUCUGGAAAACUAGGACUUAGUUGACAGAGGAAACCAGACUCUUGAUGCAAAGGAGCUUGUCUUGGGAUGAGGCUGAGAGGGGUAGAUGGACAGUGAGGGAUGAUCAGACGGCUGAAUCUAGAAUGGAGUAGCAGGUGUAGUCUGGCAGAGUGUUCUUCCUCAUCCUUUCUUUGCUGAAUGUCACAAGAAACAUUCAGACUUUAUAGUUUUACACACCAUACUAUCUAAUCGACUAUUCCAGAGGAAAAAAUGGAAAGUUAUGUCACAGUAUCCUAUAUCGUAGAACCUGACUAACCAUGUGUUUAUUUCCUUAGGUUAUCAUACUGACUUAUUUUGUGUUUAUGGACAAAAAUAGAAAGUAUGAUACUUGGGUUUUGCCCUGUCUUACCCCUGAAAGUUAAAUAGGAAGGCAGCAAUUUCAUUUUAUGAAAUUUAACUUAGAGAUCUUUUGUUUCAGUAGUAUGAACAACUUUGAGCAAGUAACAGGUUUAACAGCAUUUCUGAUGGAUGUCUAGUUAACCAUCCUAUUAAGGUAAUAACAUAAUAAAAUGUCCUAGAGUUAAUAAUUGUAGCUUAAAUUUAUCACUGCUUUUGGACAUUGAUUUUUUUUUUUCCUCCAAAUUUUGUAACCAGAAUUCUGUAAUCUGCAUAAUGAUGGCAUCUCCUUCAAUAUUGAUUAAUUAUGGGUAGAAUCCUGUUGCUAACUUAAAAUUUAGUUUGCCCUUUCUCAAAAAUGAUUGUCUCCUGAGUAAUGAUUGUGCUGAAAUGAAGUGAGUGUACUUAGAAACUAACCAAAUUUGUCUAAAGUAGACUAAAAUAUUUUCAUCAAACCAAUAUUUUUUUAAGACCAAUUUUGCUUUACAUUUUAGGGAUUCCUCAAAUAAAAGUUGCGCAGUUAAAUCUUCCUGGAAUAGUCCAUGACCAAAAAGGGAGAAAAAUAGUAUAAUGUAUUUAGGAUUUACGUAUAUAACCACUUAUUUGUCUGUGAAAAGUCUUCCUGACUAAAAUUGGCUUUAACACAAAUUUUAACUUCUUAGUCUUUCUGAUACUCCUACCGUGUAUGCAUCUUUGUGAGAAACUAAUAAAUAUUUUGUGUCAUUAGAAUGUAUUGAUACUUUUCCGUCCAUUUUUAUGGAAGGGAUAUGAGAGUGUUUAAUUUCUCAAGGAGUGCUAGAACUGUGCAGAGGCUGAGAAUCUGAAAAUUAAUUGUUAAAAAUUAAAAUGGACUAUAUAUUUUAUCACAGUUAAAACAUGAAAAUAAGUUCUGUGUAAAAACUACCAUAAAGGAAAAUUGGAAGACAUGGAAGACUAGGGAAAAAGUAGAUACAGUUCACCAUGAAAAGCUAAUUUCUUUUAAUAAAGUGUCUGCCAAUACAUUAAGAAAAAGACUAAUAACUCAAAAGAAAAAUUAGAAAAGUUUAUGUUCCUAAGAAACAGUUCCCAGGAAAGGAAAUAUAAAUGGCUCUUGAAUGUGUGAAAAGAUGCAUAAUAUCAUUUACACCAAUGCUCAUAUGUUUUUCCAUCCUUCAUUAGUAAAGAUAAAGGAGCUUUUUUGGUUUUGUUUUUAUGUGCGUAUGGGUUUUGGUUUUGUUUUUUCCAGUCUUGGCAAAAGUGUAGGGAAAUAGGCACUCUUAUAUGUUGCUUGAUAUGAAUAGAAAAUUUUAAAGUUUUAAAGCCCUAGAGAGGUAACCUUGGCAAUUUACCUCUAGUGAUUUCUUACUGUUUUACAUAUAUGUAGAAUGGCAUGCACAAAAGAUUUUUGUAUGGUAUUGUUUGUAAUAACAAGUUAGAAACAACCUUAAGCAUAUCAAGAGACAAUAAAUGAUGGUAAAAUGGAAUACUAUACAGCAGUUAAACAAAAAAACCCACUUUACUGAUAUGAAAAGCACUAUAAGAUAUAGAGUAAACAAAAAAUACAAGUGUAGAAUAGUAUGCAGUUUAUCCAAAGAAGAGAAAUAUAUAUCUAUGUAAGAGAGAGAAAAACAGUAUUGCCAGCAGGGAGAGAAACUGGGUGGCUGGGAGACAGAAGUGGAAGAAUGAGUUUAUGUUUUUAUACUUUUUGAAUUUUCAAUCAUGUUGAAUGUAUCAUCUACUCAAAACUUAAAUGUUCCUAAAAUAUUAUAAGAUUAAUGAUAUGUAUGCAUCUAACUAAGCCUAUACCACUCUAGACAGUCCUUUUUUGCCUUUAAAUUCUAAGAAUCAUAAUUUAGGAAGAUUUUUCAGUGUGAAAAAAAAGUAACUGAGUUUUUGCAAAUAGCAUUGUGAAUGAAUAUGUUUAGCUUUAAUGUACUAUUUUUAAAUUAUCUGCGAAGCAAAGCUUAUGCUUUUCAGGUAGCAGUGCUGUAGACCUGCAGUCCUGCUGAAGAUAAUGAGAAGAGCCAGAUAAAAGUAUAAAAUUUUCUACUUAAAAACAUCAGAAAGCUACUGAAACAAUGAGGACUAAUUUAGGGGCUAAGAUUCUAGAGGGGAGAUGUGAGAGGUGGACUGAUGUUUGCAACCCCUCUUCCACUUGUAACAUGUGCCUAUUCUGAAUGCAGAAUGAGAAUGAGGACUUCGGCUGGUGAACAGGUCUGCUCUACUGGCAGAACUCUUGGCCAGCUCAUGAAGCUGGAGUUUUUAGAGACUUGAAGGUCAUCAGACACAAGUUCCACUUUCUCAUCAAGAUAACUACAGUUUUGAAACUGUUAAGAGCCGAGGCUAAAAGGCUGAAAACCUCUGAAAAGCAGAGAGGAGUUGUCAUCAGGCUCACACUGCAGACGUGAGAGAUAAGAACAGAAUUCAAGACCUACCAGGGGAAGGAAGCUUGUUGAAGCCUCAACUGAAAGGCCCCCAGCACAGAAGUCUGCAAACUAAAUCCCAGGAGUCAAAUCUGCACUCUGUGAUACUUGUAGAACAUGUGAAUGGCUUUAAACAGACUCUUAGAGGGACUUAUCUGGUGGUCCAGAGGCUAAGACUCCAUGUUCCCAAUGCAGGGCGCCUGGGUUCGAUCCCUGGUCAGGGGACUAGACCCUGCAUGCUGCAACUAAGAGUUCAUAUACCACAACUGAAAGAUCUCACCUGCUGAAACAAAGUUCCAAGAGCCCGUGUGCUACAACCAAGACCUGGCUAGCCACAUAAAGAAAGAAAAAUAAAUAAAUACUUAAACUAAAUAGCUCUUAGAUUCCUUAGUUCACAUAUAAGGAACAGAACUGUGGGGGUAGUAAUUUGUGCAUUGAGUUUUGGACCACUAAGGGGCAUGUGGUGCAGGAGGGAAGAAAAUAAUGUCCUCCUUAACUUGGUCUCUGCCUGUGUGACCUUAGGCGAGCUACUUAAUCUCUCUUAAUUUGUAAACAGGAAUCAAUGUAACCAAGAGUUGCUAUGGAGAAUUAAGGGAAGUAAUAGAGCAACUGGCACAGGCCCUGACUCAACAAAGAACCUUAAAUGAUAGUGUCUCUCCUGGCUCUCCUCCAGUCCCACUACCCCAUCUGAUCCCACUUUUGGGAGAGUCACUUAUCCAGUGACUUCGUGUCCCGUAAGUGCCCAUGUGUAUCAUCCAGUAAAGUGCAGUGGCCUUCUGUCUACUCAUGAACACUAGGCACCUCUUCCCUACCGGAUAUAUUUUUAGCUCUGUGUCACAAGAGACCCCUGACCGUGAGUUUCCCUGUGUUACAGUUCCCAGAUCACAGGUGACUUCAGCCUCAGAGUAAACCAUUCCUCAAAUAUCUUGUGGCUUCUUCAAAUUCCUCUACAAGUUCUAUACAUUUGGUAUGCAUAAAGGUGUGUAAAACAAACUGCAACAGGGAGGUGAGCGUCUACUGUAUGUUUACCCAUAUCUUGAUUCCUGUGUAAAGAUCUUAAUAAAUAAUCAUUACUUUAAA